Apis dorsata (giant honeybee) is the source of this 1109-nucleotide messenger RNA. RefSeq lists its product as uncharacterized. Bases 526 to 996 code for a protein of 156 amino acids. The record is from RefSeq and is a predicted model, not a curated record. Lineage: Eukaryota; Metazoa; Arthropoda; Insecta; Hymenoptera; Apidae. The transcript has 5 exons.
UUCCAUAAAAGGAAACAGAUCGAUCAUUUUACGCGUAAUUCGGAUCUCGAAAUUCGUUGUUUCAAUGUCGAAGGAAAACGAACGUACGAACCGUUACAGUUAUACGUUCUUGAAGAUUUUUCACGCGUGAUCAUCGCGCAGAUGCCAUGACAAACAUCCGGAAUAUUUAAAUGCGAUGGGGUUUCUCUCAAUGCACACUCAACUAUACAUUCGCCCACGGACACCCCGAGCAUUCUGUCCACUUGUCGCGAUAAUGGAAGAAGUCUUAGGAAAAAUCGCUCAGUUUCCAUCAUACACUCGUGGAACGCGUGUCGCGUGCGAUCUAUCUUCUUUGAUAAAUUGUUCUCGAUACGUUUUCGAGGAGGAGAAAACGAGGAUGGUCUCAUCGGGAGUGGACCUAGUCUCGAGAUAAGAUUCUUCGUUACAAACGUGAUCGUUUACAAUUCGAUUCGAUUGGUCUCUUUUAGAGAAAAAGAGAAUUGAUUGGGGAUUCGAUCGGUUCGUUUGCAGAUCCGAAGCGAGACCAUGACAAGUUUGCGUUUUUUGGGAUUCGUGCGUUGUUUCCUCGUUGGUGCCAUCUGGAUCGCAAUUUUGGCAUUGCUAAUUUGUGAAAAUACCUCGACGGCCGAUGAAGUGCCUGCUUUCUUCCUGAAAAUCGCAAAGAAUAUUCCUCGCGUGGGACGCAGCGAAGGUUACGACGAUUUCUUUAAAUCUCGAAAAAAUUUUCCAAAACUUGGAAGCCACGAUGCUCAGUCUGAAUCUUGGCCGCAAUAUUCUGUCGACGAACCCUUUUCAAGACCUAUAAAAAGGCGCGUGGAUUAUCCAUCGGUUGAUGAUUGGUCGUGGCAACACUUUCCUCUCGCGAUAGAAGGACCACGAGAACUCUGGCGAACUCUGGCUGGUUAUUCUAAGGACACGUCGGACGAUGUUGACAACGAAAUAUGGAAACGAAAAAAGAGGACAGGAAACGAACCCAUGGCUUCCGAGGAGAAUUAAUGGAGCGACAUGAUGACGUUAUUAUGUCCGUGGAUGAAUAUAUUUAAUGAUCAUCGUCGUUUAAGGUGUUGGGUAAACUAUUAUGAAAAAUAAAUAUGUAAAUAGAAAACGAA